Molecule: messenger RNA, 1026 nt
Organism: Suillus subalutaceus
Lineage: Eukaryota; Fungi; Basidiomycota; Agaricomycetes; Boletales; Suillaceae
Exons: 6
Coding region: 1-1026 (341 amino acids)
Source: RefSeq, a predicted model, not a curated record
AUGCUGUUGAUGGCAUACCAUGACCGUGCCCAGGGCACCUAUCUCUCCUCACGGGAGACACAGUGCCUUCGCAAUGCUGCAGAGGGGUUAUUCCAGGAUUGCCAGCAUGAAACUCUUGCAUUCCUGUGCAACAUCAACAACAGUCACUGGACGGCAGAAAAAUGUACCAUGUCUGUGUUCACAAAGAUGAACACGCCUGCAAGAAAUCGUCAACAAGUCCGCACCCUCAUUGAUAUGACACAAUUUCGGCAGUGGCACAUGUAUGAUCCUGAGUCUUUAAUUUCUGCACCUACUAAGUCCCCUGUGGACCGGACAGAAAAGCAUGGAUCAAUAGGGAGCUCUUUAUCCGUGGACACCGCUGAUGGAGAGGAAGAGGUGCUUGAUGAAGAAUACACUUGGCUGGAUGAGGUAGUUGCAUCUGUGCAAGCUCAAGAUUCAGCCUUCGAGGUUGAGGCCGAAGUGGAUAUCCAUGCACCAAUUGUGACAAGGAUCUUGUCAGAUGAAUCCGCCAGGGAGGCCAAGGUCUUGGCUCCAAAGAUGGACAAAGAGCUGUUGAAGGAAAGGAAAUAUUCACCCUUGACAGAGAUACCGACAGUGGUUCCACAAUCACAAGAAGGUCCAGACCGAUUCCAAAGCACCCACCAAGCCAAAAGAGAAAUGGACGGCACGGAAGAAAUUGAGGAAGAGACUGGAGAGAAGCCUGCUCACAAGGAAGUACUGAGGAGGUAUCAGCCGACCAUGACAGCAAUCAUGUACCAGCUGGACAAAAAGGAGUUGCAGGAAGCUGAGGCAAAGGCUGAUAAGUGGACAAAUCAAGCCCCCAAUGCUGCUGUCCAGGCCAAGACAGCUAGGAAGAAGGGUGAAAAAAUGGUCAAGAACUUUGCCAAAGAAAUGUUUACUCAGGCCGGUAUGAGAGUCUUUGUUUUGGGUUCCUGGAAGGAUGAGAAGGGGGGGCUGCUUACAUCUGGGUUUGACUUCAAUGAGCAGCUUAGUAAGGGAUCCAGCUUCAUGAAAGGCAAGGACUAG